GGUGCCUAUGUCUGGCCGCCCUUGCAGCUGGCUCUUCCGAGUGACUCUCGCCGCUGCCGCCCUGCUGCGCCCGGAGCAGCGCGCCCGCCCUCUCGCCGCUCGGCCCGCGGCGCGCCCGCGCUCUCUCGUCCCGGACGCUCCCUAAACUCUGCUCCCUCCCGGAAGAGAAAACUGGCUUUUAUCCCAAAGCCUUUCCCAUCCAUCUGGGCCAGUGUGUUACGGGGUGCAGCCCACGUGCUUGCUCCUCGCACUCCGCUUCCAUCACUCCUUCUUGCGAGGCUUCCUGUGCCAGGUGACUGCCUGUUGGGUAGAAGUAGGAGCGAACAGGUUGGAGCCAGGAGUGCGUUCUCGAACCCUCUGCGGGGUCGGUGUUUAACCAGUGGAUGGAGGGCGUGCAGCUGUGCGCGUGGAGACAUCCGUCCGGAGCCCUUACCGCCAGCCCUGCGCUGAGUGAGAGGUUGAUAAGGACAAUCCUCAGUGCCUGGGUUUUAGCGCCUGCCAAGAAGUUUUCUUGGAGCCUUAAAAAUGGAGAUGACAGAAAUGACUGGUGUGUCACUGAAACGUGGAUCCCUUGCUGUGGAAGAUAAUGACAGUCUGACCCCAGCUGAGGAGGCAAAAAGACAGAAGGUCUCAGAAGGCUGGCUGACCAAAGGUCAGGAUGGGAUAGACAAUAACUCUCCACCCAGCUGUGAGAAUGCGCCUGGGCUACCUGAAGUUGUAAGUGCUGGAAAGAGGAAGAAACAUUUGGACGCCCCGUUGCAAGAAGAGGAAGAGGAGGAGGAAGAUGGCCUUUCAGAGGAGGGUGAGGAGGAAGGGGAAGCUGAGAGCUUUGCAGACAUGAUGAAGCAUGGACUCACUGAACUGGAUGUAGGCAUCACCAAGUUUGUAAGUUCUCAUCAAGGAUUCUCAGGAAUCUUAAAAGAAAGAUACUCUGACUUCGUUGUUCACGAAAUAGGAAAAGAUGGGCGCAUCAGCCAUUUGGAUGACUUGUCCAUCCCAGUGGAUGAGGAGGAUCCUUCAGAAGAUGUAUUUACAGUUUUGACAGCUGAAGAAAAGCAGCGUUUAGAAGAACUUCAGCUUUUUAAAAAUAAGGAAACCAGUGUUGCCAUUGAGGUUGUUGAGGACACCAAAGAGAAAAGAACUGUCAUCCAUCAAGCAAUUAAGUCUCUGUUUCCAGGAUUAGAGACAAAAACAGAGGAUAGAGAGGGGAAGAAAUAUAUUGUAGCCUACCAUGCAGCUGGGAGGAAGGCUCUGGCAAAUCCAAGAAAGCAUUCUUGGCCAAAAUCUAGGGGAAGCUACUGCCACUUUGUACUGUACAAGGAAAACAAAGACACCAUGGAUGCUAUUAAUGUCCUGUCCAAAUACUUAAGAGUCAAGCCAAACAUAUUCUCCUACAUGGGAACCAAAGAUAAAAGGGCCAUUACUGUCCAAGAGAUUGCUGUUCUCAAAAUAACUGCACAAAGACUUGCCCACUUGAACAAGUGCUUGAUGAACUUCAAGCUCGGGAAUUUCAGCUAUCAGAAAAACCCUCUGAAAUUGGGAGAGCUCCAAGGGAAUCACUUCACUGUUGUUCUCAGAAAUAUAACAGGAACUGAUGGCCAAGUAGAACAAGCCAUGAACUCUCUCAAAGAGAUUGGUUUUAUUAACUACUACGGAAUGCAGAGAUUUGGAACUACAGCCGUCCCCACAUACCAAGUUGGAAGAGCUAUACUACAAAAUUCUUGGGCUGAAGUCAUGGAUUUAAUAUUGAAACCCCGUUCUGGAGCCGAAAAGGGGUACCUGGUUAAAUGCAGGGAAGAGUGGGCGAAGACCAAAGACCCAGCUGCUGCCCUCAGAAAGCUACCUGUCAAAAGGUGUGUGGAAGGGCAGCUGCUUCGAGGACUUUCAAAAUAUGGAAUGAAGAAUAUAGUCUCUGCAUUCGGCAUAAUACCUAGAAAUAAUCGCUUAAUGUAUAUUCAUAGCUAUCAAAGCUAUGUGUGGAAUAACAUGGUGAGCAAGAGGAUAGAAGAGUAUGGACUGACGCCUGUUCCAGGGGACCUAGUUCUCAAAGGAGCCACAGCCACCUACAUUGAGGAAGAAGAUGUUAAUAAUUACUCCAUCCAUGAUGUGGUAAUGCCCUUGCCUGGUUUUGAUGUUAUCUACCCAAAGCAUAAAAUUAGUGACGCCUACAGGGAAAUGCUCACAGCAGAUAAUCUUGAUAUCGACAACAUGAGACACAAAAUUCGAGAUUAUUCCUUAUCAGGGGCCUACCGAAAGAUCAUUAUUCGUCCUCAGAACGUCAGCUGGGAAGUUGUUGCAUAUGAUGACCCUAAAAUUCCACUCUUCAACACAGAUGUGGACAAUCUAGAAGGGAAACCACCACCAGUUUUUGCUUCUGAAGGCAAAUACAGAGCUCUGAAGAUGGAUUUUUCUCUUCCUCCUUCUACCUACGCUACCAUGGCCAUUCGUGAAGUGCUAAAAAUGGAUACCAGCAUCAAGAACCAGACCCAGCUGAAUACCACCUGGCUCCGCUGAGCCCUUUGUCCCCAGAUUAGGAAAUGCAGACAAGUGUUUGCUGGCCUCCUGUUCAUCUUUCUCUUAGUACAGACCUAUAUGGAUUUUGGAUCUUUGUAGUAAAAGAUUGUUUGUAUUUUUUCAAGUUUUUAUUAGCUUAAUUUGCAAUAUUUAUACACCUAUACAAAUCCUGAGGAUCCUAAUUCUAGCUUAGAGAAUAUAAAUUGGUUACAGUGUAUUUCAGGUGCUGAAGUCAUAGUAAAAUGUCAGCUUUACUGGCUUUAUAAUAAUGAAAAAGGACUUUAGUUUAAAGUGGCAGUUUUAGCUUUUGCUACUUUUUUUUUUUUUUAAUCAUCACCCAAAGAAUAUAUUUUAAUGAUUUUUAUAGAGAGAGUGGAAGGAAGACAGAGAGAAAAACAUCAAUUGGGUGCCUUCCCAUGUUCACCUCGACCAGGGAUCAAACCCAAAACCCAGGUAUGUGCCCAGACCGGAAAUCGAAUCCAUGACCUUUUGGUGCACUGGACAACACUCCAAACAACUGAGCCACACCGGCCAGGGCAGGUUUUGCUACAUUCUUGGACAACGGGAAUUUUUAACAUCUAUGAAAUGAGUACACAAUAAUGCAUUUUUUUUUAAAAUAUAUUUUAUUGAUUUUUUACAGAGAGGAAGGGAGAGAGAUAGAGAGCCAGAAACAUCGAUGAGAGAGAAACACCGAUCAGCUGCCUCCUGCACAUCUCCUGGGGAUGUGCCCGCAACCCAGGCACACGCCCCUGACCAGAAUCGAACCCGGGACCCUUCAGUCCGCAGGCCGACGCUCUAUCCACUGAGCCAAACCGGUUUCGGCCACAAUAAUGCCUUUUUAAGAGAAAAUGCAACAAAACAGAUCUUGAUGGGUAAAUAAUUUACAGCACCCCCUGACCUAUGAAUAUAAACAUAGCACUUAAGCUUAUUUAAAUGAUGAAACAUCUGUGCAUUUAUGAACACAAAAGUGAUUGCCAUUAUCUAGCUUAAGUACAGGUUCAGGUAAUUGUUUAUAGAGUUUUUAGUUACAAUGGCUUUUGCAUUUAUAUUAUCACUGUCUUGCAGAAGAGUUGCAUUCAUAGGGCCUUUUUUCUUAAUGUAAACAUGUGUACCUAUUUUUAUUAGUCAAGGUCUAAAUUUUACUCUAGGUGCCUUUUAUGUUCAGAACUCUUUCCGCUGGACUAGUAUUUGCCCAAAAAUAAAUGAUAGCAGAAAAGAAAACUUUAAAAAUUCACAAGGGCUCCUCUUAGCAGCAUUAAUCUUUGUCACUGACUGCCUAGGUAUUUCCAUUUCUGGCAUUGCAUAAAACUCCUGUCUGGUGUGAAAAGAUAAAUAUGCUUUCUAAGGAUCUGUGACAUGAUUGUACUAGUUUUUAUUUUCUAUAAUUUCUAGAACCAAAUAUAAUAAAUAUUUUUAAAAACUCC
Molecule: messenger RNA, 3938 nt
Organism: Myotis daubentonii (Daubenton's bat)
Lineage: Eukaryota; Metazoa; Chordata; Mammalia; Chiroptera; Vespertilionidae
Gene: PUS7
Product: pseudouridine synthase 7
Exons: 17
Coding region: 526-2514 (662 amino acids)
Biological process (GO): pseudouridine synthesis
Cellular component (GO): nucleus
Molecular function (GO): pseudouridine synthase activity; RNA binding
Source: RefSeq, a predicted model, not a curated record